AUGCCAGAGAAAAGGAAGGUUGAUCCUUUCCAUUCAUUCAUCGCCGGAGGUACAGCAGGUGCUGUCGAAGGUGUGGUUACGUAUCCUUUUGAGUUUGCCAAAACACGUCUACAACUAGUAGACAAAUCGGCAAAUAUGUCACGCAACCCCUUGAAGUUGAUUGCAACAAUUGCAAGAACUCAAGGUGUAGGUGCACUGUAUACAGGAUGUCCAGCAUUUGUGGUGGGAAACACUGCCAAAGCAAGUGUUCGUUUCCUGGGAUUUGAUGCAAUCAAGAAAAUGUUGGCCGAUAAAGAUGGAAAACUGAGUGGACCCAGAGGAGUGCUGGCAGGAUUAGGAGCGGGGCUGUUGGAAUCCGUGGUCGCAGUCACACCCGCCGAAGCUAUUAAGACUGCUAUGAUUGAUGACAAACAAAGUGCUAAACCCAAGUACCAAGGUGGUAUCAUCUCAGGAACUGUCAAGCUCGUUAAAGACUUGGGUUUCAAAGGGAUUUAUGCAGGUGUCCUUCCAGUAUCUUUGAGACAAGCCGCAAACUCUGCCGUUAGAUUGGGUUCAUACAAUGCCAUCAAGACAUUUCUCCAACAAGCUAGUAGCACAGAUCCGGGCGCUCCACUGAGUUCGUCAUUAACUUUCGCUGUCGGAUCUUUUGCGGGGGUAGUCACGGUGUAUGCUACAAUGCCAAUAGAUACUGUUAAAACCAGAAUGCAAGCUUUGGGAGCAGACAAGAUGUACUCUUCCACAUUAAAUUGCUUUGUAAAAAUUUUUAAGGAAGAAGGCCUUCUUACCUUCUGGAAAGGAGCAACCCCCCGACUAGGUCGUUUGGUGCUUAGUGGAGGUAUUGUGUUCACCAUUUAUGAAAAAGUCCUGCUUCUGCUUAAUUAG
Molecule: messenger RNA, 882 nt
Organism: Komagataella phaffii GS115
Lineage: Eukaryota; Fungi; Ascomycota; Pichiomycetes; Pichiales; Pichiaceae
Product: Mitochondrial inner membrane citrate transporter
Exons: 1
Coding region: 1-882 (293 amino acids)
Biological process (GO): mitochondrial citrate transmembrane transport
Molecular function (GO): tricarboxylate secondary active transmembrane transporter activity
Source: RefSeq, a predicted model, not a curated record